Molecule: messenger RNA, 2157 nt
Organism: Uncinocarpus reesii 1704
Lineage: Eukaryota; Fungi; Ascomycota; Eurotiomycetes; Onygenales; Onygenaceae
Exons: 8
Coding region: 1-2157 (718 amino acids)
Biological process (GO): ubiquinone biosynthetic process
Molecular function (GO): lipid binding
Source: RefSeq, a predicted model, not a curated record
AUGCCAAGACCGUAUAACCUUUGCGCCAAGUGCGGAGUGCGCCGCGCUAUUCCCGAUCGGGGUGGCCUCGUGGCGGAUCCCGGCGAUGUGCCAAUCAGCAGUGCCGACUGGGUGGAGCAGCCGCCCGGCUCACCAUCACGAUUCACCAGCGACCGCUCGCAGUUAGCCGGUCAUCUUAGCUCAAACCUUUUGCGCUCUUUCACCUUUGCAUUCUCGGAAGACCAAUGCUGGCGUAAAAUUUUGUUUAUCAUGAUUUCCGAGAUGUUGAACAUGGCAAGACUUGUCGCUGAGGAGGGCAAGCAAUUGACACCUCUUUCGAAAGCGUUCAUCUUCCACUUCUGCCAGCCUGGUUGGUCCAUGCCCAUGGCUGGCGGACCAUAUCACAUCAGCGAUGACGAGCAUGGCCCAUAUGUUGUUAUUUUUGCUGCCAUUCUGAUGACAUAUAUGAUUCUGUGCUAUUUGAUGAGACUGCUCCUUCGCUUCACCAUCAAUGGGCCACUGGGACUAGAUGACUGGACCGUUACUGCUGGAUCGGUGGUUGCCAUAGUUCAAACCGCGCUGAAAAUAUCGGAAGCGAAACAUGGUCUGGGAAAGAGAACCGAUGCUGUGAGCUUGGAAAACAGAGACAUCGUAGGAAAGGUCGUUCGUUGGUACAUUGUCGAAGGCCUAGGAAUCUUUGUGGAACUCAUUGCCGCGUGGCUUCCCGUAUAUCUCGUUUGGAAUCUCAGAAUGAGAUUGAAAUCGAAAUUUGUCGUUCUUCUCGCGUUUUCAUUUCGUUUACCGGUGUUUGUCAUCGCUGCUUUCAGAAUAUAUUUCCUCCACCAAGAGUUCAUCCACAACGACCCUCUGUUCUAUGGGGCGAGUUCAUCGGUCUGCUUGGAAGCCGCGCUGCAUUUCGGAUUGAUGGCCGCAACAAUCCCUUGUAUGAAGCCGUUUAUCAAAGCAUUCAACACAGGCUGGUUGCUUGCACUGGACACCUCAACUCCGAGCGAGGGGUAUGCGCUUUCAAAUAUGCACCGCACAGCAUAUUCUGCUAAUGCAGAAACCCAGUUCAGCAGCAAAAGCAGUAUUUUUCAAGCUAGCCGGCAGGGACACGUACUGCACCAGGAGCCAGGGACCCCGUCCUCCGCCGGUUCGGAUAAGAUGAUUAUUCGCCGGACAACUGCGUGGAACCGUCCGGCUGUUGCUCCGAUAAUACCCAAGCCAACGGCUCCCAGAACAGCGUCCAUCUUCUUCCGCAGAUCCCGACUUUAUCAGACUAGUUGCUCUCAGUCGUACCAUUCCGGUCGCCGAUACCCUCUUUCGUCCCGCACAUGCCCUCAAAAAUUACAAAAAACACCCGGUUUCUCGCUGAGCCCUCGGUCCUACCAUUCUGAAUUCCACCCUGACCCGCCCGCGGAUAGCUACACGCCGGAACAGUCAGCCAUUCUUUCAGCGGCCCUCACGUAUAUACCGGAGCAUGGAUUCUCGACUAAGUCCGUUGUGCUUGGGGCUCGGGAAGCAGGAUACCUGGACGUUUCCUUGCAGCUUUUUCCGCGUGGGGGUGAACUGGAAUUGGUGAUAUUCUGGCUGGCAAGCCGACGAGGGCUGCUAAAGCAACUGGUCGAAAGCGGCGAAGUAUUCGCAGACAAAGGUGGCCCUGGGUUGUCCGCUUCACGUUCAGAUGUAGACCAGAGAGUGAAAGCCCUGAUAAUAGAAAGAUUGAAGAUGAAUCAGGGGAUAAUACAACAUUGGCAGGAUGCUUUGGCAAUCAUGUCUCUCCCAUCACACAUCUCACCGUCGCUUUAUGAGCUUUACAAGUUGUCCUCCGAAAUCCUAUACCUUGCCAACGACCGUUCUAUCGAUGCAUCAUGGUAUACUAGACGGUUGUCCGUCGCUGCUGUCUAUGCCAGCGCGGAGGUCAACAUGACAGAAGACAAAUCGCCCGGUUUUAUCUCCACAAUCGAAUUUGUAGAGCGUAGGAUACAUGAUGCAAACCUCGUUACUGAUACAGUGGGCGACGUGAAACAGUAUCUGGGAUACAUUGCUGGCAGUGUCGUGGCUGCAGGAAGAAGCUGGGGAAUGAAGCUUAAGAACCUAGGGCCUUCCUACUUCCAAUGGCAAUCAACUCGAAGGUUAACCUGCUCUCGAAACCCCUUUAGACCCCCCAGGGAUUAG